ACAAUGCCUUUGUUUCCAUGUUGAGGCCCAGAUGAGCUCAGGGAUGCCCUUAGUUGGAACUGGAGGCUCCUCCAGCUGGUGCUGAAGCCAGUGUUUUCUGAGAGGGAUGGGCCAAGAGGAAGUGUGUGGGGUGGCAGGAGGCCAGAUUUUAUCAAGAUCAGGUUGGGACAGGUUCUGUUUCCCAAAAAUGACAAAUUGGAGGCCAGUAGGGUUCGCAUAUAAAUCCCUACCCUGAGUGUCUUGGCCGCUGUCCUGGGUCUCUCCACCACCUGGUCUGAUUCAAGAUGUCCAGUCCACUGGAAGAGGCUCUGGCUGUGAUGGUCUCUACCUUCCACAAGUACUCCGGUAAAGAGGGUGACAAGUUCAAACUCAGCAAGGGGGAGAUGAAGGAGCUUUUGCAUAAGGAACUGCCGAGCUUUGUGGGGGAGAAGGUGGAUGAGGAGGGACUAAAGAAGCUGAUGGGCGACCUUGAUGAGGACAGCGACCAGCAGGUGGACUUCCAGGAGUACGCCGUGUUUCUGGCCCUGGUCACCAUCAUGUGUAAUGACUUCUUCCAGGGGUCCCCAGCCCGGCCCUGAAGCAGAGCGCUGCAUACCCUGCUGUGUGUCUCCC
Molecule: messenger RNA, 612 nt
Organism: Chionomys nivalis (European snow vole)
Lineage: Eukaryota; Metazoa; Chordata; Mammalia; Rodentia; Cricetidae
Gene: S100a2
Product: S100 calcium binding protein A2
Exons: 3
Coding region: 285-578 (97 amino acids)
Biological process (GO): endothelial cell migration
Cellular component (GO): cytoplasm
Molecular function (GO): transition metal ion binding; calcium ion binding
Source: RefSeq, a predicted model, not a curated record